This is a messenger RNA of Microthlaspi erraticum, 1644 nucleotides long. NCBI's taxonomy places the organism in Eukaryota, Viridiplantae, Streptophyta, Magnoliopsida, Brassicales, Brassicaceae. The record is from the annotation of a GenBank genome assembly.
AUGGCGGAUACGAUGUCUGCUCAUAUGGACCGACAUCAUAAGCAUGAUUUGGAGUGCUCAGAGGACGAGAAGAAGACAAAGAUGUGUUCCCUGAAGAAGAAGGCAAUCAAUGCCUCGAACAAAUUCAAACACUCUUUCACCAAGAGAACUCGAAGGAACAGUCGCGUCAUGUCUGUCUCAAUCGUCGACGACAUUGAUCUUGAAGAGCUUCAAGCUGUUGACGCUUUCCGUCAAGCUCUCAUCUUAGACGAGCUCCUCCCUUCGAGACACGAUGAUCACCACAUGAUGCUGAGGUUUUUGAGGGCAAGGAAGUUUGAUAUUGAGAAAGCAAAGCAAAUGUGGAAUGAUAUGAUCAAUUGGAGGAAAGAGUUUGGUGCUGACACAAUCAUGGAGGACUUUGAUUUCAAGGAAAUCGAUGAAGUGCUAAAGUACUACCCUCAAGGUUACCAUGGCGUUGACAAAGACGGAAGGCCUGUUUACAUAGAGAGGCUAGGCCAAGUGGAUGCUACAAAGCUGAUGCAAGUCACUACGAUCGAUAGGUAUGUGAAUUACCAUGUGAGAGAGUUUGAAAAGACUUUCAAUAUCAAAUUACCGGCUUGUUCCAUUGCUGCCAAGAAGCACAUUGACCAGAGCACCACCAUCUUGGAUGUGCAAGGCGUGGGGUUGAAGAGCUUCAGUAAGGCUGCAAGGGAUCUUCUUCAGCGUAUCCAGAAGAUUGAUAGUGAUAACUACCCUGAGACAUUGAACCGUAUGUUCAUUAUCAACGCUGGUUCUGGAUUCAGGCUUCUGUGGAGCACUGUGAAAUCUUUCCUUGACCCAAAGACCACUGCAAAGAUUCAUGUUCUUGGCAACAAAUACCAGAGCAAACUGCUUGAGAUUAUUGACUCCAAUGAACUUCCUGAGUUUUUGGGCGGGAACUGCACUUGUGCAGACAAAGGUGGUUGUAUGCGUUCCGACAAAGGUCCAUGGAACGACCCUGACAUCUUCAAGAUGGUUCAGAACGGGGAAGGAAAGUGUCCAAGGAAGACAUUGGCAAACAUUGAAGAGAAGACAAUCUCAGAGUAUGAGAACCCAACCACAUCUGAAUCCGUUGCGAAGAACAAACUCGAUGCAGAGAAUGUUAAGUUCACACCAAUGGUUGACAAGACUGUGGAUGCUUCUACUUGGCCUACAAAACUCCACAAGACAAACUUUACCGAGCCUGAAGAUCUAUACUCUGCCGUGAAGCCAUCGGAGAGGAGAGGAGGAGAAGGCUAUCUAUUCGGUGGCGUUAUGUCUCUGGUUAUGGGGUUAGUGACAGUGGUGAGGCUGACGAAGAACAUGCCGAGGAAGCUCACUGAGGCGGCGAUAUACGGCGGCGAAGCUGAGAAAGGAGAGAAGGCGAUGGUGUCUAGCCAAGACUACAUGUCAAUGGUGAAGAGAAUGGCAGAGCUGGAAGAGAAAUGUAGGUUUUUGGACAAUCAGCCGGCUGCGUUCUCGCCUGAGAAGGAAGAGAUUCUCACCGCCGCUCUUAGCCGUGUCGACGAGCUUGAGAUUCAGCUGUCUAACACCAAGAAGACGCUGGACGAAGCCAUGAUUAGGCAGCAGGAGAUAAUGGCUUAUAUUGAGAAGAAGAAAAAGAAGAAGAAGUUCUUUGGAUUCUGA